GCACUCUCGGCGCGUCUCUCUGCUUCAACAUUUGUUUACAGCAUCCUAGAGAGCCCUUGCAAAGAGGCGCCAUGUUGAUCUAUCAGGAUAUUUUGACUAAUGACGAACUUCUCUCUGAUUCAUUUCCUUACAAGGAAAUUGAGGGAGGACUGUUAUGGGAAGUUGAGGGAAAGUGGGUUGUUCAAGGAGCCAUUGAGGUAGAUAUUGGAGCAAACCCAUAUGCAGAAGGUGGUGAAGAGGAUGAUGGUGUGAAUGACACGGCCACUAAGGUUGUUGACAUCGUUGAUACGUUUAGACUCCAGGAGAUAGCUAGCUAUGAUAAAAAGAACUUUGUAGUAUACAUGAAGAAAUACAUUAAAGCAAUAUCCGGUAAGUUGACUGGGACUGAACUAGAGGAGUUCAAGAAGAAAAUUGAGCCAGCAACGAAGUACCUGCUCGCAAGGCUCAAGGAUUUGCAAUUUUUUGCUGGCGAGAGCUGUACAAAUGAUGGCAGUCUUGUGUUCGCUUACUACAAGGAGGGUGCCACUGACCCUACAUUCAUCUACCUUCCCUGUGGUCUCAAGGAGGUUAAGUGCUAAGUGGUCGAUUACCC
Cuscuta europaea is the source of this 592-nucleotide messenger RNA. The record is from the annotation of a GenBank genome assembly. Lineage: Eukaryota; Viridiplantae; Streptophyta; Magnoliopsida; Solanales; Convolvulaceae.